UUGAUGGGUACUGGGCACUGCUUUCAACCUGAUUUGGUGGGCCCGAUCUACACCAACCUUACUUCUAUAAUGGGACCGAUUGUAUAUUAAAAUAAACAACUACAUCCCUCCUAUGCACACCUCCCGCGCCAAAAUGGUGAUCGGCGGCAUUGAAGAGAUCGAAGAUAUGAGCCCUAGAACGUGCGUUGUGCUCGGAGGACGGGGUUUCUUGGGGAGAUCGCUUGUGCUCAGACUGUUGCGACUUGGCAACUGGAUCGUCCGAGUCGCGGAUUCCGCUCCCUCCCUCCAACUCGAACCCACCGAAUCAAGAGACUCCCUACUCGCCGAUGCUCUCGCCUCGUCUCGCGCCUCCUAUCUCUGCGUCGAUGUUCGCGACAAAUCUCAACUCGUACAAGCUAUUGGAGGUUCAUCUGUUGUCUUUUUUAUGGAGGCCACUGGUUUACAGAGCCAGGAUCUUUAUUGUUCAUACAUGACUAUUGUUCAAGGUGCGAAAAAUGUCAUUGCUGCUUGCCACGAGUGCAGUAUUAGGAAGCUAAUUUACAACAGUUCUGCUGAUGUAGUUGUUGACGGCUUGCUUGAUAUAUUGAAUGGAGAUGAAUCCUUGACAUGCCAUUGGAAAUUUGACGACAUGUUGACUGACCUAAAGGCUCAGGCAGAAGGAUUGGUUCUGUUUGCUAACAAUAUAGAUGGUCUUUUAACGUGUGCACUUCGUCCUACCAAUGUCUUUGGACCUGGAGACCCACAGCUUGUGCCGUUCCUACUGGAUUUGGCAAAAUCUGGUUGGGCAAAGUUCAUCAUAGGAACUGGUGAAAAUAUUUCUGACUUCACCUAUGCCGAGAAUGUUUCUCAUGCUCUAAUCUGUGCAGCAGAAGCUCUUGAUUCUCGCAUGGUGUCUGUGGCUGGAAAGGCUUUCUUCAUCACUAACCUUGAACCGAUAAAAUUUUGGGAGUUUGUAUCCCUCAUAUUGGAAGGCUUGGGAUAUCAGAGACCAUUUAUAAAGCUUCCUGCCGGGAUUGUCUGGUAUAUUUUCUUGCUCGUCAGAUGGAUGCAUGGAAAGUUGGGCUUGAGGAGACAUGAUCUUUCUAUGGUGAAUCAAUUCAUUCAGUUAGCUUCUCAUACCAGAACUUUCAACUGUGCUGCUGCUCAAAAUUUCAUUGGAUACUCACCAGUUGUUACCUUGAAUGAAGGUAUAGUAGAUACCGUCAAAUCAUUUUCUCAAAUUGUCAAGAGUUCACCUCUUGCGAGAUAUGGUGACUUUGGUGAACAAUCGAAAGUGGAUAAGUUGCUGGGCAGUGGUAAAGUUGCAGAUAUUUUGCUAUGGAGAGAUGAGAAAAAAACAUUUGCAUAUUUCCUUGCCCUGUCUAUGCUCUAUUACUGGUUUUUCCUUUGUGGAAAAACAUUUACCUCAUCGGCAGCCCAGCUUCUGCUGCUACUUACAAUCAUCCUCUGCGCAUAUGGCCUGCUACCACUGAACAUGUAUGGCAUUCAGUGGAAGCCUAUUACGUCUUUUGAAAUUUCGGCAACAGUGGUGACAGAUUCAGUCAGAACCGUAACAUUUUUGUGGAAUAGAGGUGUCCGUCAUUUGAGGUUAUUGGCUCAAGGGGACGAUUGGAAUCACUUCUUCAAGAUUGCAGGUUCUCUCUAUUUGCUGAAGUUGAUUAUAUUGCAAUCCAUCACUUUGUUGGUUGGCAUAGCAUUGGUCUUUGCGUUUACCGCCUUCUUUGUCUACGAGCAAUACGAACCAGAAAUUGAUGGAUUAGCAAGGGCCCUCUUAAACAUUAUUAUGAACUCUAGGGGAUUGAUGACGAGGAAUCUUCCUGCUUCUGCAGGCUCUUAUCAAAACAUUGAAUAAGAAUGAAGGACUUGGUGUGACUGCGGAUAGGAAAUAGGAGAUGUGGUCCACAAAAACUUGUUUUUGUGUACAGUUAGCUCACUACACUUGUACCAAACCACAGAUAUGAUUUGAUAUCCCGGCAAAUGGAAGAGAUACCAGGUAUGGUACUCUGUCUUCUUUCACGUUUAAGGGGGACUGACAGUAGUAGGCAAUAGAUAUCCAUGUCUGUUUACACAAACUGUAACACAGGUGAAGUUUAUUUGGACAUAUUGUUUGAAGUUGAAUCACAGAAGGCUAGCAUGAGGAUAUAACCUCCUUUUUUAUUCCUUUUCUGUUUUCAAAGGGAAUUUAUUUUGUAAUUACAACUGUAUGUUAGAAAUGAACUUGGAGUGUCUAACACAGCUA
Messenger RNA from Tripterygium wilfordii, 2239 nucleotides. RefSeq names its product 3beta-hydroxysteroid-dehydrogenase/decarboxylase. Lineage: Eukaryota; Viridiplantae; Streptophyta; Magnoliopsida; Celastrales; Celastraceae. The coding region runs from base 113 to 1852 and encodes 579 amino acids. Gene Ontology annotation, biological process: steroid biosynthetic process. The transcript is spliced from 12 exons. The record is from RefSeq and is a predicted model, not a curated record. Gene Ontology annotation, molecular function: 3-beta-hydroxy-Delta5-steroid dehydrogenase (NAD+) activity.